UUAUAUUUUAAAACACUAUAGAUAAUUAACGCGGAAAAUUAAUUCAUUUGCCGGCUAAGUAUUUGGGUUAAAAACAUAAAAAAAUCAAAGGGGCUAAGAAAUUUUUGUUCUCCCCCUCAAUGGCUCAAUCCAUUGUUUCACUUAAGUUUAUUUUUCUUACUAUCUCUGUUUAUCUUCUCAAAACAACCUUUCAACUCUUGUUAACUCUUUCAUUACCAGUUCACCAGAUUUAGAAUCAAGUUUCUCCCCCCCUCCCCAACAAAAUCCCUAACCCAGAUUCAAACCCACAUGAGUCUUCUUCCUCUUAUCCACCGAGCAAAACCCUAGUUACGGCUUCUUCGUUAAAUACAGAUCUGUAUCAAAACCCUAGUUACGGCUUCUUCGUUAAAUACAGAUCUGUAUCAUGUUGUUGCCCUCAUUUUCACUCUCCAUUUCAAAAUCGAACCAUAGCCACCGUUGAUGCAAGCGAGAUAGAGAUUCAAUCAAGUGAUUUGAUGCACAUAAUUAAGAGAUUUGGUGCUGCGAUUCUACCAAGAACAAAGAGGAUGAUAAUCAAGAGAGUUCUUCAGUUCAGAGUAUUGAAAACUUUGACAUACGAAGAGGAAUAUGUUCUUGUGUAGACCCGCUCAUCUAUUUGGAAAAGAAGCCUCAUCACCUCACGGCUUCACCAUCGACUUGAUCCAGCGUCGCUCCAAUGCAUCUUCUUCUCGAGUCAGCUCUGAUAGUCAGCUCGGAUCACCUUACGCUAACACCGUCUUUGAUGAAACCGAGUAUCUAAUGAAACUACAGAUAGGUACCCCUCCUUUCGAGAUCGAAGCUGUCUUAGACACAGGAAGCGAACUCGUGUGGACACAAUGUUUGCCUUGCACUAACUGUUACGACCAAUACGCUCCCAUAUUCGACCCUUCGCAAUCCUCAACCUUCAAAGAGAAAAGAUGCAACACCCAUGACCACUCUUGCCCUUACGAUCUUGUCUACGCAGACGGAAGCUAUACCAAGGGAAACUUAGCAACCGAGACAGUCACGAUCCAUUCAACUUCAGGGGAACCCUUUGUGAUGCCUCAAACCACUAUUGGUUGUAGCCACAGUAGCUCAGGGAUUAAAAGACCGAGUUCUUCGGGAAUUGUUGGUCUAGACUGGGGACCUUUAUCGCUCGUCACGCAGAUGGGAGGGGAGUACCCAGGUUUCAUCUCUUACUGCUUCUCUGGUAAAGGAACUAGUAAGAUCAACUUUGGAGGGAAUGCUAUUAUAGCAGGAGAUGGUGUUGUAUCAACCACUAUGUUUAUGACCACAGCAAAACCCGGUUUCUAUUACCUAAACCUAGACGCGGUCAGCGUUGGGGACACCCGCAUUGAAACAUUGGGGACACCGUUUCAUGCCUUGGAAGGGAACAUGGUGAUAGACUCUGGAACCACUUACACGUAUUUGCCUGAGAGCUACUGUAACCUAGUAAAAGAGGCAGUGGAAAAAGUUGUGAAAGCGGAUCGAGUAGUUGACACGAGCGGCAAUGACUGGUUGUGCUACAAUUCGGACACCAUAGAGAUAUUUCCGGUGAUCACAAUGCAUUUUUCUGGCGGUGCGGAUCUUGUCUUGGAAAAGUACAAUAUGUAUGUGGAAUCGGAGGGAGGAGGACUGUUUUGUUUGGCUAUUUUAUGUGGUAGUGCGACACAAGAAGCUAUCUUUGGGAAUAGGGCACAGAAUAAUUUUUGGGUGAGUUAUGAUUCUUCUUCACUGCUGGUUUCUUUUAAGCCCACCGAUUGUUCUGCGUUGUGGAGUUGAAGAAACAAAGCAAGAGAGUGUCUCUUUACGAACUUUUUAUUAUUGUUUUUAACUUAUCGGCUUGUUAUUUAUAUUGUUCCUUUCAAUAAGCGCAAUGAACAUGGAUAUGUUUAAUUGAA
Camelina sativa (false flax) is the source of this 1898-nucleotide messenger RNA. Lineage: Eukaryota; Viridiplantae; Streptophyta; Magnoliopsida; Brassicales; Brassicaceae. The record is from RefSeq and is a predicted model, not a curated record.